This is a messenger RNA of Coffea eugenioides, 1452 nucleotides long. Its product is annotated as gibberellin 3-beta-dioxygenase 1-like. Lineage: Eukaryota; Viridiplantae; Streptophyta; Magnoliopsida; Gentianales; Rubiaceae. Gene Ontology annotation, molecular function: gibberellin 3-beta-dioxygenase activity. The record is from RefSeq and is a predicted model, not a curated record. The transcript has 2 exons. Bases 204 to 1322 code for a protein of 372 amino acids. Gene Ontology annotation, biological process: response to light stimulus; gibberellin biosynthetic process.
CAUCCCUAUAAAUAUACAAGGCAGACACCAUCAAUUCCCUUGCAUAAUAUCAAUUCUUUCUCACUUCUCACACGAUACUUACAUCACAAGUCUCCCUAGUCCCUCCACCUCCACCCGUAGCGCCGCCCCUUGCCGGAGUAUUGCAACUUCCAUACAUCAAUUUCUAAUUAAAAUCUUCCUGUUUCUUGACCUAGCUAUAAACAAUGCCAUCAAGGGCUUCAGAUAGCAUGAGAGCUCAGCCUCUCUAUUUCCACCAUAAACAGUUGGAUUUAAGCAGAGUCAAGAAGUUACCUGACUCCCAUGCAUGGACUACGGCUCCGCCAAAGGACGACUACCCUCGUGGCGAAUUACUCAACGUUGAGACGGUUCCUGUUGUUGAUCUGGCUGGUAAAAAUGCCCAAGAUUUACUCGGCCAUGCAUGCAAAACAUGGGGCGUUUUCCAAGUCAAAAACCAUGGCAUCUCCAAGAACUUGCUCCAGGAAAUUGAGUCUGCCGGAAAAGGACUUUUCUCGCUCCCCAUGCAUCAAAAACUUAAAGCUGCUCGUUCCCCUGAGGGGGUCUCUGGCUAUGGAGUCGCUCGUAUUUCUUCAUUCUUCCCUAAACUUAUGUGGUCCGAAGGGUUCACCAUUGUUGGUUCUCCACUGGAACAUGCACGUCAACUUUGGCCCCAUGAUUACCAUAAAUUCUGCACUGUAAUUAAAGAGUACGAGAAGGAAAUGAAAAAGCUCGCGGGGAAGCUGAUGUGGUUAAUUCUUGGGUCACUGGGCAUAACUGAGGAGGCGGUGAAAUGGGCUAGCCCUCAAGGAGCAUUUGAAGGUGGAAAUGCUGCCAUUCAAUUGAACUCUUACCCGGCCUGUCCGGAGCCCGACCGGGCCAUGGGUCUAGCUGCGCAUACGGACUCCACCAUACUUACCAUCCUCCACCAGAAUAACACCAGUGGUUUACAGGUGCUCCGUGACGGCGGGGCCGGGUGGGUCACGGUUCCUCCUCUUCCCGGAGCUCUGGUGGUCAAUAUUGGGGACCUCCUUCACAUACUAUCCAACGGGUUGUACCCUAGUGUACUGCACCGGGCCGUCGUGAACCGGACCCGACAUCGGUUCUCCGUAGCUUAUCUUUAUGGGCCCCCAUCCGGUGUUACAAUUUCACCACUUCAAAAACUAGUAGACCAAGGCCGCCCUCCUCUAUACAGGCCAGUCACUUGGACUGAGUAUCUUGGCACCAAAGCGAAACACUUUGACAAGGCACUGUCACUAGUUAGGGUUUGUGCUCCUUUAAAUGGGUUUGGGGAUGCGAAUGAUCAUCAGAGUGUGACUGUGGGUUAAAAUAAAGUGCUUUUUCUUUUUCUUCUUUUUGUCCCUUGUAAGGAUCGCUACGGAGAUUAUUCUUGAGGUAAGUUUUUCAACUAUUUUUAUUAUUUGUCUUACAUUGACAAUAUAUAGACUUCUUUUAACA